AUGGGCUCUAAGUACCAAAAGUCUGUGCGGGUCUGGUUGCCCCCAUUGGCCUUAACGCUGGAGGUGAUUUUCAUUGUCAUCUUCUUCUUUUUCACCUCCUAUCCAGCUGCAGUAGAUGAACCGAAGAAGCUCUUGAGGACCUACCGAGCCUUCCAGGAUGUGUUCAUCAUGGCCACCCUUGGCUUCGGCUUCCUCAAUACUUCUUUGCGGAGACAUUGCUGGAGCAGCGUAGCCUUCAAUCUCUUCCUGCUGGCCCUUGGGGUGCAGCUAGCAGUCCUGCUGGAUGGCUUACUGAUCCAACUCUCCCUUAGAAAGAUGACCAUCAAUAUGUCCAGUAUUCAGAAAGCCACCAUGAGCGCUACAUCUGUGCUGAUCUCCGCGGGUGUCGUCCUGGGGAAGGUCAACCUGCUGCAGCUGGUAUUUAUGACGCUGAUAGAGGUGACAGCCUUCAGUGCCACGAGGCUGGUCGGCAUGAAUUACCUCAGUAUGGAGGAACAUGUAAGCAUGAUGUACAUCCACAUGUUUGCGGCCUAUUUUGGGCUGACUGUGGUCUGCUGCCUCCAGAAGCCUCUGCCCAGUGCAUCAGAGGACAAAGAUCAGACAGCAACGAGCCCCAGUUUGUUCACCAUGCUGGGCACCCUCUUCUUGUGGAUAUUCUGGCCGAGUUUCAAUUCUGCUCUGCUGGAAGGUGCAGACGAAAGAAAGAAGGCCGUGUUAAACACCUACUACGCCCUGGCAGUUAGCAUGGUGACCGCCAUCUUAAUGUCAUCCUUGGCUCACCCUCAAGGGAAGAUCAAUAUGACUCACAUCCACAAUGCAGUGCUGGCAGGAGGUGUGGUUGUGGGCGCCCCUUCUCACCUGAUCCAUUCUCCUUGGCUUGCCAUGGUGCUGGGAUUUGUGGCUGGGGUGAUCUCCAUCGGGGGAGUCAAAUACGUGCAGGCGUGUCUUCAGCGAACGGUGCAACUCCAUGACACCUACGGCGUGCACUACACCUUUGGCUUGCCGGGUCUGCUCGGAGGGAUCGUCAACAUUGUGUUGAUGGAGCUUCUUGAGGAAACUACUAAGCCCACGCUCGACUACCAGGGACUCAUCAACCUCGGGGCGCUGGGCUUCACCAUCGUCAUGAGUGUGAUCUCUGGUCUCUUGACAGGCUUGCUCUUAAACCUCAACAUAUGGAAAUCAACUCACAAGAGUCACUAUUUUGACGACCAAUCUUUCUGGAAGUUUCCACGUUUGGCUGUUGGAUAUUAAGGGAAAGCAUCCAAGAGAAACAAGGCCUGUUUGAAAACAAGACAACUUUUCACCAUUGCCCAUUUGUGUGUGUGCGUGUGUGUGUGUGUG
Cervus elaphus (red deer) is the source of this 1341-nucleotide messenger RNA. It is a transcript of the gene RHCE, whose product is annotated as Rh blood group CcEe antigens. Lineage: Eukaryota; Metazoa; Chordata; Mammalia; Artiodactyla; Cervidae. The transcript has 10 exons. Bases 1 to 1251 code for a protein of 416 amino acids. Gene Ontology annotation, cellular component: plasma membrane. The record is from RefSeq and is a predicted model, not a curated record. Gene Ontology annotation, molecular function: ammonium channel activity. Gene Ontology annotation, biological process: ammonium transmembrane transport; ammonium homeostasis.